Messenger RNA from Misgurnus anguillicaudatus (oriental weatherfish), 1783 nucleotides. The record is from RefSeq and is a predicted model, not a curated record. Lineage: Eukaryota; Metazoa; Chordata; Actinopteri; Cypriniformes; Cobitidae.
UUGUCCUGGCGCAUCUGGCAACCCUACCCCGAAUGAUAGUUUCUCAGCGUUGCUGGUGGAUUGUUUGGAACAAGCGGAAUUUCAUAAAUUCAUGAACAUUUUAUUUUGUGUUACUCGUAUAUAAUGUACAGGAUAAGACAAGGUAGUUUUUACAACUCCUCAUUUACCAAAAAAGCUGACGUUAACCGUUUUCAACUAAUAUGGGCUUAACGGUGGAGCCUUUCACGGAAUUCACAUCGACUUCAGGGUAUGUAAAUGAUGACAUUUCAGGUUAACUGUUGUUUACUAACCGAAAGCCUUUGCUUAAAAGAUUUGUUUUAUUUAUUUUCAUUGUAAGGAGUUGCUAUAUCAAAUUGGCCUGAAAUGGCGCAGCGAGGUCCUUACAAGAAGUUUCUGGUGGACGUGGAGACAGAAAUACCACCAAGUACAAAAAGACGUAGGUUGCAGGAACAGGCAACAGAUGCAGAAGCACUACAUGACAGUACAUGUUCUGAAUUGGAAUCCCAGGAACCAGCAAAUGAGUCAGAUGUAGAAGAUUUUCUGGAAUGUACAGAAACACUAUGUGAGCAAUACUCAGACACAGAGGAGAUGGAUGAUGUGGAUGACUAUCCGGAAGCUGAACCAGAGGAAAGCAACAUUUUAUUGGACCCUGAGCAGAGUAACAGUUCAGAUGAGGAAUCUGAGGACCUCAUUAACCUCGACAAUGCUGAGUGGAACAAAGAUGUACAUCCUGAGACUGCCCCUAUGGAUCCGUUAAACUUGGAGGAUGGAGAUGAGCCUAUAUAUCCAGGAAGUGAUGUCACCAAGGCUGAGACUAUUUUGAUGAUUCUUACAUUUGUCCUGCGUCACAAAAUAAGCGGAGAGGGUUUGAAAGACUUCCUGUCACUACUGCACAUCUUAUUUCCAAGCAUCCUGCCAGCAACAAAAUACUUAUUUGAUAAGUACUUUAUAUCCAUUACACACCAAUUUGAAAUUCACUUUUACUGCGAGUCCUGCAAAGGAUACAUUUGUAAGGAAGAGACAAAUCUCACCAAAUGUCCUCACUGUGAUCUGGCAUUCAGCAUUGCAUCUAACCUUAAAAAUGGGUCCUUCAUGAUCUAUUUGCCUUUGUCUUCCUCACUUAAAGAUGUCCUCGAAAGUCUAAAAAAGAACUCGCAACAUCUCAUUAACAAAGCUGAAUGGGUAUGGGACGACACAAUUCGUGAUAUUUUGAUGGUGACAUCAUGAGAGAUCAUAUUCAGAACAACACAAUUGGCCAGUGGGAUUUGACAUUACUAUGGAAUUGUGACGGAAUUCCGGUUUUUGAAUCAUCUCAAUGUUCUCUCUGGCCAAUACAAGUAACUAUUAAUGAGCUGCCACCAGCUGUGAGAAAAGAACAUGUCUUAUUGUCCUCACUUUGGUUCGGCAAGUCAAAGCCAGUCAUUCAGACCUUUUUAAAACCAUUUGUUGAAGAGAUGGGAGCUUUAAAAGACAUCGGACUACAAUGGACUGAUGGUGAUGACAUUCGCACUAGCAGAGUUUUUGCAGUUGUAAGUGCUUGUGAUGCUAUUGCCAGACCAAUACUAAAAGACAGCAUACAGUUUAAUGGCAAGUAUGGAUGUGACUGGUGCCUUCACCCUGGUGAGCGUACAGCAAAAGGAAAUGGCUUUGUGAACAUUUACCCUUGUAAAGAAGAUUCCCCUGCAACAAGGCAGCAACAGCAAUGGGAGGAUGAUGCAAUAAAGGCCUCACAUGAGGGCUGUCCUGUGAGGGGAGUAAAAGGAAUCUCACCACUUCUGUUUUU